AUGGCAUCCCCAACUACACCCCUCUAUCCCCUCACGCCCACCUCCCUCCUAACAUCCCACUUUAUCGGCAAGAAACUCAGCACCCUACCCACCCCAGCCAUCGUGCUCGACCGCGCUCUGAUACGGCGAAACUGCGCUGCUAUGCUGGGCAUCUGCUCGGCCCUUGGAGUGGAGUUUAGGGCGCAUGUCAAGAGCCAUAAGACGAUUGAGUUGAGUAGAAUGCAAGUUGGGGAUUGGGAGGGAGAAGGACAAGGAAAGGGUGAGAAGAAGGCGAAUUUUAUUGUUAGUACGGUGUUGGAAGCAGAGCAAUUGGUGGGGUAUGUGAGGGAUGUUCAGGGAAAGAGGUGGGAUGGAAGUAUUCUCUACGGCGUUCCUGUUGCUCAAUCUAGUAUCCCGCGCCUUAUCAGCCUAGCUACAGAACUUGCACCAGGCUCAAUACACGUCUUGAUCGACAACCUUGACGCGUUCACAAAGCUCUGUGAACGUCUAAGAUCUGCCCCAGAAGCUGUGCAGUUGGGUAUUUUUAUCAAGAUCGACACGGGGUAUGAGCGUGCUGGGAUCAAGACGUCGUCUCCUGCUUUCCCAGGUCUAGUCCAGAGCAUAGUGGCCAAGACGCAAGAGCCUGGGUCAAAGUGCUUCCUGAAAGGUUUCUAUAGCCAUUUCGGACACUCUGUCAGGAUGCUGGUCGAAGUGACUAGCGUGUACAGCGAGCGGGGCAAGCCUGAAGCUCUUGUCUCGGCCGGCUCUCUAGCGAUGGGCCGCGAGCCCUGCAAGUCUUACCCGGGGUGGGGGAUUGUCACGGGUGACUUGAGCAAUUCAUCCGCAAAGCAUAUUUAUGACGAGCGCGAGGGCAAGACGGGGUGGAUUGUCGGACGUAUUAGCCAGGAGCACGGCAUCUUGACGUGGGAGGGUGAAAGGAGCGAGUGUAAUGAGCUGAGUGUUGGUGACAGGGUGAUGGUUUGGCCGAACCAUGCUUGCGUGGCAGGGGCUGGGUUCGGUUGGUAUCUUGUGGUCGAUUCAGACACGGACGGGGAGACGGUUGUUGAUGCGUGGGUUAGAUGGCGGGGAUGGUAG
Molecule: messenger RNA, 1074 nt
Organism: Pyrenophora tritici-repentis Pt-1C-BFP
Lineage: Eukaryota; Fungi; Ascomycota; Dothideomycetes; Pleosporales; Pleosporaceae
Biological process (GO): D-serine catabolic process
Molecular function (GO): D-serine ammonia-lyase activity
Source: RefSeq, a predicted model, not a curated record